Messenger RNA from Paramacrobiotus metropolitanus, 584 nucleotides. RefSeq names its product cystatin-A-like. NCBI's taxonomy places the organism in Eukaryota, Metazoa, Tardigrada, Eutardigrada, Parachela, Macrobiotidae. The transcript is spliced from 4 exons. The coding region runs from base 138 to 497 and encodes 119 amino acids. The record is from RefSeq and is a predicted model, not a curated record.
AAGCCGCACAAUAUUGGUCAAUUAGACUGUUUCACUGUAAAAGUAAAGCUAAUAUCGCACUGACAUUGACAAGCUUUCACGGCGUACACACAAAACUUCCAGCAGCUGUACUGAAGCUGCCCCCCCAGUUUUGCAACAUGUCUCGUGCCCUUUUAUACCUCAUUUCGACACUACUUAUUGCUGGAUUAGCUGCCGCAGCACCCGAGGUGAAUGGCGGACUCAGCAAAACCAAAUUAGUCGAUCCUGAAGUGGAGGAAGCCGUCAAUGCAGUUUCCAGCCAAAUAAAAGCCAAAGCUAAAGUCCCUAGCGGCACCACGCUCCUUACGGCCGGAUACGCAACACAAACCGUUGCCGGCAUUAACUACUUCGUCAAGAUCAUGCUGGGACCCCCCAUCGGACGCUUCAUCCACGCUAAGAUUUUUAUGGAUCUUAAGGGCAAAUACAGUCUGGUGAGCAUCAGAGAGAGUGGUGGAGGGGAUCCAAUUACGUUUUUCUAAGCGCCUAUUAGAUGUUAAUUAGCUAUCUCUGGAUGGUAAUUGGUGGCAACUGACCAAAUUACAAAAUAACAAUUAUUAUGCUGCUGA